AAUAAUAAUCACGCAAUCACCAUGGGUCUCCCACAGCAACCAGUACAACCAGCAAAUGACGCGCCAUCGAGCAGCAGCGUUCCGACACAGGCGGGCGACCUGCCACCUGCAGCGCUUGAACUAGCAGGCAAACUAUUCGAUUUCGCACGACAAGGCAAGACGGAGGAAUUGGCACAAUACAUCAGCGCUGGCAUUCCACCCAAUCUCACAAACCACAAGGGCGACACACUGCUCAUGCUAGCAGCCUACCAUGGCCAUGCAGAAACAACAAGGAUGCUGCUGGACAAGGGUGCAGAUCCGAAUGUGUUGAACGACAGAGGUCAGAGUCCCAUUGCCGGCGCAGUAUUCAAGGGCUCGGACGACGUGGUCAGACUAUUGUUCGAGAGAAAGGCAGAUGUGUAUGCAGGACAGCCCAAUGCUGUGGACAGUGCACACAUGUUUAGGAAGGAGGACUAUCUCACACUAUUCGGUGUGGAACAGCAAUGA
This is a messenger RNA of Aureobasidium vineae, 486 nucleotides long. Lineage: Eukaryota; Fungi; Ascomycota; Dothideomycetes; Dothideales; Saccotheciaceae. The record is from the annotation of a GenBank genome assembly.